Messenger RNA from Saccharomycopsis crataegensis, 1791 nucleotides. RefSeq names its product Signal recognition particle receptor subunit alpha (gene SRP101). Gene Ontology annotation, molecular function: GTP binding; GTPase activity; ATP hydrolysis activity. The transcript has a single exon. Gene Ontology annotation, biological process: SRP-dependent cotranslational protein targeting to membrane. Gene Ontology annotation, cellular component: endoplasmic reticulum membrane. The coding region runs from base 1 to 1791 and encodes 596 amino acids. The record is from RefSeq and is a predicted model, not a curated record. Lineage: Eukaryota; Fungi; Ascomycota; Saccharomycetes; Ascoideales; Saccharomycopsidaceae.
AUGCUGUUAUUUAACAAUGUCAUAAUUUUUACAGGCUCGGGUGUGGUGCUUUUCAAGCACUCUCCGGGUGGGGCAUUCCAUCGUGCCCUUAACUUGGUCAAUCUGAUGAUCACCGACAUUUUCAUCAAUUUCAACCCGAGUCUUCUCGAUACCUCGACGGAUGAAUCGUUUUCUGAUAUUAAAACAUAUUCGAAGAAUAAUGAUGUAUUAAAAUACAUUAAUAUAGCUGGUCAGGAUGAAGUGUUUGUGGGGGUUGUAUAUUCCAGUUUAGCAGCUACCACAGGGCAAAUUGGUAAACUUAACAGACUUCUUACUCAUUUGAAAGAUUUGUUCACCAGUUUGAUACUUGAUGGUGAUACUGCAGAAUAUCUCAAAGGUCUAAAUUGGCUCGAAAUUAAAAACGAAAUUAAGGAAAAAAAAUUUGGGGUGUAUGUUGACCAACUCACCACUAAAGUUGAAACCGAUGAUAUCAAUGUUCACGACUCAAGUGACGGGGAAUCAAGUGAAAGCGAAGAAGAAGAACUUGAAAAAGAGGAGAAAAAAAUUGGGAAACUAAAGGCGGCUAAAAAACCUUCACCUAAUUACAAAUCGAAGAAUAACAAAAAAGGCAGAAAAUGGACUGAAAAUGGUGAAAUGGAUGAAGAUGCUAACUAUGAGACAUUGGAUUUCACCGAAUCAAACAAUGAUGCAGUAUCAGAAGAAGACGUUUCGAAGCUUGUUGGUAAGAAUUAUGGUCAUAGUACAAAAGAUGGGUUCAUUAUGAAUGAUAUUUCUCAAGAAAUCGAUGAUAUUCUUUCGACUAAAUCUAAACAAAAAUCAACAGAAGCUUCCAGCGGCUCAUUUGCAUUCUUAAAGAAGUAUAUUGGGCUUGGUCAAACCAUCACGGAAGAAACUUUAGUCAAACCAUCCAACGCUAUUAGAGAUAGUCUUAUUAAGAAAAAUGUUAGUGCAGAAAUUUCGGAGAAACUUGUGGGCUCACUCAAGCCGCGUCUUGUUGGUAAAAAGCUCAAGAAUUUCACUUCAGCAGAAACAGAAAUCCGUGGCACAUUGGCUAGCGAAUUGACAAAAAUCUUGACUCCUAACACCUCUAUUGAUUUACUCAAAGAGAUCUAUACCAAGAAAUCAAAACAUCCUAAUAAUCCUUACGUUAUUAGUGUUGUAGGGGUUAAUGGGGUCGGAAAGUCUACUAAUCUUUCAAAACUUGCCUAUUGGCUUCUAAAUAAUAAAUUCAGUGUUCUUAUUGCUGCGUGUGAUACUUUCCGUUCUGGUGCUGUUGAGCAGCUUAAGGUUCAUGAACGUCAUUUGAACAAACUUAUUGAUAGCUCGUCAACAUUAAAUUCGAAGCUCAAGGUUUUUGAACAAGGUUAUGGUAAUAAUUCCAAAGUUGCUGUGAUCGCUAAAAAAUCCAUCCAAUAUGCAAAAGAUAACGGUUUUGACAUUGUUCUUAUGGAUACCGCUGGUCGUAGUCAUGCUGACUCUAAACUUAUGGCUCCUCUUAAAGAUUUUGCCUUGGCUGCCCAACCAGAUAAGAUUAUCAUGGUUGCUGAAGCCCUUGUUGGUACUGAUUCAGUGUUGCAGGCUCGCAAUUUCAACAAAAGCUUUGAUGGCACUGGUAGAAAAAUUGAUUUCUUCAUUAUCAGUAAAUGUGACACUGUUGGUGACUUGAUUGGUACUAUGGUGAAUAUGGUUUACUCUACCGGUAUUCCAAUUUUAUUUGUCGGUGUCGGGCAGACAUAUACUGAUUUGAGAACCUUGAGUGUUGAAUGGGCAGUCAAUACUUUAAUUGGUUAG